ACUGUAUCACUAGCUCAAGGAGACGGGUGAUCUCCAGACCACAGGCCAAUUGGGUCAAUACGGUUCCGGCGUCCGGUUGUACAAGAGAAGCUGUGCUGUGUCGAGAUUUGCUACUGUGUACAGAUUACUUGCUUUCGGCAAUUUAGUUAUCAUAAAUUCGGUCCCCCAAAAAAAAAAAAACAACACAAAAGUGGGCGUUUGCCUUACUAGUUUGCCAAAAAGCAAAAACCCAAAUCCCGACUGUUCAACUGUGUGAAGAUGAAAAUGAUCCCAUUUUGGAUGGUUACAAUGGCGUACCUUUGGUGUGCCAUUGGUGCCAGUCAUGGAGCGAUACUAACGACUACCUGCAUGCAGUUUGAGGAAGAUUACAACUUCAAAGAGGAUAAGUUCGCCGGAACGUGGUAUGAGGUACGGCGCUUGAACGACCCGUCCGUCCCUCACCACGAGGAUUGUGUGGUGAUGAACUAUCGCAUUGGAGAAAAAGGUAUCUUUAACAUACGCCAAUCGUACCAGAUCGGUGAUGAGAGCGAACCGAUCUAUCGUGGCGGUGUGGCAGAACCGAAAGUCUUACAAAACGCCCGUAUACCGAAGUUUUUGGAGCGUUUUAAUACGACCGAUGCCGCCGAUCCGGACACUUCGAUCGACAUAGUGGCAACGGACUAUAGCAGUUACGCGGUCAUUUACUCUUGCACCUCGAUCAAUUCUACGCAUAAAAUUGAAUCGGCCUGGGUACUAUCGCGCCAACCGGCACUGACAAAGAAUGUGGUCGAACUGGUGAACCUUUUCCUCGAGACACGCUUUACCCGGGCAGAUCAUAAAUGGCGUGCCACGAUACAGACGGCCGAUUACUGCAAACCAACGCUGGUGGAAGAUUUGUCCAGCCACAGUGCGGUUAGCCGUGUCCGGUUUAGCAUCCCGCUUGUCACCUUGUUCGCUGCGUUGCUGGUGAAAGUGUUUUACUAACUAUUUUUAAGUGCCAGAAUAAUCGUUUUUUAAGGAUGCAUGCUACCUCGUCCGACCCUAGUCAUGAACGGGCGUAUGUAUGGUUGUAGUUAGUGUCCAUUAGGUGUAAAAUCCAAGCGGCGUUCGGUUGAACAUUGUGAAGUAAAAAAAAUGCCAUUCAUUGGUAUCAAUCUGUUCAAUGAA
This is a messenger RNA of Anopheles funestus (African malaria mosquito), 1146 nucleotides long. Its product is annotated as apolipoprotein D-like. The transcript has 4 exons. Lineage: Eukaryota; Metazoa; Arthropoda; Insecta; Diptera; Culicidae. The record is from RefSeq and is a predicted model, not a curated record. Bases 259 to 963 code for a protein of 234 amino acids.